Messenger RNA from Molossus molossus (Pallas's mastiff bat), 1554 nucleotides. It is a transcript of the gene PRKN, whose product is annotated as parkin RBR E3 ubiquitin protein ligase. Gene Ontology annotation, molecular function: zinc ion binding; ubiquitin conjugating enzyme binding; ubiquitin protein ligase activity. Gene Ontology annotation, cellular component: cytoplasm; mitochondrion; ubiquitin ligase complex. The transcript is spliced from 13 exons. The record is from RefSeq and is a predicted model, not a curated record. Lineage: Eukaryota; Metazoa; Chordata; Mammalia; Chiroptera; Molossidae. Gene Ontology annotation, biological process: protein polyubiquitination; autophagy of mitochondrion; ubiquitin-dependent protein catabolic process. The coding region runs from base 78 to 1475 and encodes 465 amino acids.
UGGUGGGAGGCGCCGGUGGGCGCCGCUGUGCGCAGAGGUCCCCUUCUUGUCCAGCAGUUUGCACCUGCCCAGUGACCAUGAUCGUGUUUGUGAGGUUCAACUCCAGCCAUGGUUUCCCAGUGGAGGUCGAUUCUGCCACCAGCAUCCUCCAGCUCAAGGAGGUGGUUGCUAAGCGACAGGGGGUUCCAGCUGACCAACUGCGUGUGAUUUUCGCAGGGAAGGAGCUCAGGAAUGACUUGGUGGUGCAGAGCUGUGACCUGGACCAGCAGAGCAUCGUCCACGUUGUGCUGAGACCUCGGAGAGAAGGCCUAGAAAUGCCCACCACCCUUGGGGACCGUCCCCGGGGCGCUGCGGGGGCCUCUGAGAGGGACCCCGAGAGCUUAACUCGCGUGGACUUCAGCAGCUCGGUCCUGCCGACCGACUCGGUGGGCCUGGCGGUCAUUCUGCAGGACGGCACAGAGAAGGCGGGCCCGCCAGCAGGAAGCCCCGCAGGCAGACCGGCCCACAGCAGCUUUUACGUCUAUUGCAAAGGCCCCUGUGAAGGGGUGCGGCCUGGAAAGCUCAGGGUGCGCUGCAGCAGCUGCCGGCAAGCAACGCUCACCUUGGCCCAGGGUCCAUCCUGCUGGGAAGAUGUGUUAACCCCAAACCGGAUGAGUGGUGAAUGCCAGUCUGCAGACUGCCCUGGGACAAGAGCCGAAUUUUUCUUUAAAUGUUCAGCACACCCGACCUCUGACGAAGAGACAUCAGUAGCCUUGAACCUGAUCACAACAAACAGCCGAGGCGUCCCCUGCAUAACAUGCACGGACAUCAGGAGCCCGGUGCUGGUUUUCCAGUGCAACUACCGCCACGUGAUUUGCUUGGACUGUUUCCACUUAUACUGCGUGACCAGACUUAACGACCGGCAGUUUGUCCAUGACCCUCAGCUCGGCUACUCUCUGCCUUGUGUGGCUGGCUGCCCCAACUCCUUGAUUAAAGAACUCCAUCACUUCAGGAUUCUUGGAGAAGAGCAGUACAACCGGUACCAGCACUAUGGCGCUGAGGAGUGCGUGCUGCAGAUGGGGGGCGUGCUGUGCCCCAGCCCGGGCUGCGGGGCCGGGCUGCUUCCGGAACCACAGCAGAGGAAGGUCACCUGCGAAGGGGGCGGCGGCCUGGGCUGCGGGCUGGUCUUCUGCCGGGACUGUAAGGAAGCAUACCACGAAGGCGACUGCAGCAGCCUGGGCCCCUCGGAAGGAUCUGCAACCCAGGUCUACAGGGUGGAUGCGAAGGCUGCAGAGCAAGCUCGCUGGGAAGAAUCCUCCAAAGAAACCAUCAAGAAGACCACCAAGCCCUGCCCCCGCUGCCACGUGCCGGUGGAGAAAAACGGAGGGUGCAUGCACAUGAAGUGCCCGCAGCCCACGUGCCAGCUGGAGUGGUGCUGGAGCUGUGGCUGCGAGUGGAGCCGCGCCUGCAUGGGUGACCACUGGUUCGACGUGUAGCUGCCGUCGGCUCGGGAACACCGUGUCCUCUUGCACACACGCAAGCACACACACACAAAUACGCACACACACAAACAUG